AUGACGCUGCUUGCUGGUCUGGAAGCGCAAAGCUGGCAAGUGACCACGUUGCUGCCAAUCACCCUAGCCAUUGCGACGUGGUUGUCAGCUCAGAUUUCCGAGCCAAAUGCCUUGUAUAUCACGCUGGCCUUCGUUGGCGGCAAUGUUGCCUCCUUCCUGAUCUAUCACGUCCAAGAAGGCCUCGGCAUCUUUGCUUCGGCAUUUUUGACAUCCAGAAUAUCAGCCACGUACCUGUUCACCGUCUUUGGUAUCAUCGGUGUCUACAGGGUUCACUUUCACCGACUCAGCAAGUUUCCAGGUCCGACAUUUCUGGCUUUGAGCAAGUGGAGCAGCAUGUCCUUCGAUUUGGCGGGCAGCAGACCUGUGUACAUGCAGCAGCUGCACAGGCAGUACGGAGAUGUGGUCCGCAUUGGCCCUCGAGAGCUGAGCAUCAACAUCGUGGGUGCGAUAUCCGCAAUUUACGCAACCGGCUUGCAAAAAGGACCUUGGUACGAGUGUCUUGCCAUCACUCGCAAGGAGGCGCGCAGUUUGCACACUCUCAAGACGAUGAAAGCGCACAAUGAGAGGCGUAGACAGUGGGACGGAGCCUUCAGGAGCAGCGCGCUCAAAGGCUACGAGACGAAUGUCCAGCGCAACGCGGAGAAAGCGAUCGAUGCGCUCCUGAGCAAAGCUGACGGCAAGACGACGCAAGACAUUGGCUAUUGGCUUGAUUGGCUCACCAUGGACAUUGUCACCGAGCUCGGUGUCGGUCGAUCCUUCCACAUGCUCGACACCGCCAAUACAGCCAAAGAGAUCGAGCUAAUCCAAGAGUCUUUGGCCGUGCUCAUGCCAAUGGGAAAUGUUGCCGGAUAUAUCCGCGAUAUUCUCGCAUACUUGCCGAGUCCCACUGCAGCCAUUGAAUCUUGGUGUCGUGAGACUGUGCGGCAGCGCAUCAGGGAUGGACCGGCAUUGGUGGAGCAGGACAUUUUCAGCUACAUUCUUGGUGAAAGGCAGGCUCAAAGGGACAGGAUCGAUUUGGACGAGCUUACUGCCGAGGCGUUCUUGCUGCUUGGGUAAGUUUUGUUUGCCCGUAUUUCUUCUUGGAUCUGCGCUUAGAUUUGACGCCUUCUCGUGGCAUUCGCUAGGGCUGGCUCCGACACUGCUGGAAACGCCAUGGGCUUAGUCAUCUUCAACCUGAUCACAACGGACUCGGGUCGCUGCUGGCAAACGCUCAGAAAGGAGCUUGAUACUGCGUUUCCUCAACGCGACAUUAGCGCUUCGGACGUAGGCUCGUACGAGACUCAGCGUCACCUGUCCUAUCUAACAGCGUGCAUCGACGAAUCGCUUCGGCUCUAUCCAAGCGUACCUAGCGGCCUCCAACGCGUCACUUCACCAGCUGGACUCAAGCUACCAGAUGGUUCGAUCAUCCCGCCAGGUGUCGUCAUCUCCACGCCCACCUACACCAUGCAGCGUGACCCACGCAACUUUACCGAUCCCGAACUUUAUCGCCCAGAGCGAUGGAUCGAGCAGGACAAGACGGGCGAUGUCUUCACUGCAGCUGCCUUUACUGCCUUUGGCGCCGGGCCAACACAGUGCAUCGUGAGUCGACGUUUGCGCUCGAGGAGAUUCCUGAAAGCCCAACUGACGAGCAGAUACGACUGCGAUCGUGCACGUGUUGCAGGGCAAGCAAUUGGCCUACAUGGAGAUGCGCCUAUUCCUUGCUCGCUUCGUGCAGAGCUUCGACGUCAACCUCGCACCCCACAUCGACCCCGACACAUUUCGCAACAACAUCAAAGAUCGCUUCGUCAUCUUCAAAGAUCCAUUGCAGCUCAUAUUGAGCAAGAGAAAGUAG
Ceraceosorus bombacis is the source of this 1831-nucleotide messenger RNA. The record is from the annotation of a GenBank genome assembly. Lineage: Eukaryota; Fungi; Basidiomycota; Exobasidiomycetes; Ceraceosorales; Ceraceosoraceae.